Molecule: messenger RNA, 504 nt
Organism: Medioppia subpectinata
Lineage: Eukaryota; Metazoa; Arthropoda; Arachnida; Sarcoptiformes; Oppiidae
Source: the annotation of a GenBank genome assembly
CGCGCCGAAUAUAUCUUUCAAAGCGACAAAUUCUAUGACGCGUCCUAUGAUUCCGGCGAUAAGUCCAUACAAUGCGGCCGAAAGUCCGAUACACUUAAGCUAUGGCUUCAACUUAAGGCUUACGGCAGAUCCGGUAUGGAAGCGGUCGUCAAUAAUGUCUACGAUAUGGCUAAAUAUAUAACUGAAAAACUGAAACAAAGGCCAGGCUUUAAGUUAGUGUUGGAUGAGUUUGAAAGUAAUCUCAUCUCGUUUUGGUUUAUUCCACCAAAAAUGCGAACGAAUGGCGAGUCUUUGGCGCCGGGAGUGCUGUCCAAAGUGGCGCCACUUAUUAAAAAGCAAAUGAUGGCCAACGGCUCACUUAUGAUCGGCUAUCAGCCCCUCUCCACCAAACAGUUGCCCAAUUUCUUUAGAUUAAGUCUAACCUGUUUUCCUGAGCCCAACCAUAAGGACAUGGAUUACAUCAUUGAUGAGAUCGAAAGACUGGGCAAUGAUAUCGAGUUAUAA